GCAAAACGAUUUCCAUAUAUUAAAGCCCAAUUACCAACUUGAUUUUAUACGACAAUUAAAAACUUAUUAAACAUUCAAAUUGAAAUAUCAAUAAUAGCUGUGAAAAUCAACACUGGACACUCAGUUGCAUUCGAACAUGGAAAACCAGAUGAAGCUACAAAUCGAACCUCUCCCAGAGGAAUUACAAAAGGUUGCCAUCGAGGAAUUGGGAGAAGUCCCCGAAAGGAUGGCCGAAGACUUGCAAAUCUUUAAAGAAUGGAUUAAAAAGCAAAUUCACUUGCGGGCUCGCAUGGACGAUCAAUUCUUGAUACAAUUUCUUCGUGGCUGCAAAUACAGUUUGGAAAAGGCCAAAAAGAAAAUCGAUACUUUCUACGCGAUGAAAACAAAAUAUCCGGAAUAUUUCAAUUUGACCAAUGUUGAUGAUCCGCUAUUUCGAAAGCUGCACAGUACAGGAUUUUAUAUUCCACUCCCCACCCCAUUAAAUGACCAUGGUCCCCGCAUCAUAAUGUGUCGUUUCCAGGACACACCUAAUGCCUUUCCACCGAAUAAUUUCUUCCAGUAUUGUAAUAGCCGUGUAGAAAUUAUGCUAAUGAAUGAUCCCUAUGCCUGCAUAAAUGGAAUAAUGCUCAUUUGCGAUUUUGCCAAAGCCAGUCCUAGCCAUCUGUUACCAUUUACCGUAAAUAUCAUCAAACAGAAUGCCAUGUUCAGUGAAAAAGCAUUUCCCAUGCGUUUCAAAACUUUUUGUAUGAUAAACAUUGCCAGCUAUGCCCAACAGUUUUUCAAUCAUACGUCAGAGAAAUUUCGCAAUAAGUUUAUUUUAUGCGGCACAAAUUCCGCACAAUGGGCGAAACAAUUACCCGUGGAAUAUAUGCCAAUUGAUUAUGGCGGUAAAAAUGGUUCGAUCAGUGAAUUGUGUCAGGAAUAUGACAAGCUCUGGGAUGAGUAUAGAGAUUAUUUCAAAGACAAUGCCAACUAUGGAACGGAUGAACAUUUACGUUUGGGAGAACCUUUCAACUUUGAUGACGACUUUGGUACUGGUGGCACGUUACGAAAACUCAAUGUGGAUUAGGGGGGGGGGCUACAAAACAUUUAAUUUUAUUACACAAACAUAGGUGCUAACAUGGUACAAUGAAAUAAAGAUAAUCUCAUUUAAGACAUAAGACUUC
Musca domestica (house fly) is the source of this 1166-nucleotide messenger RNA. Its product is annotated as retinol-binding protein pinta. The transcript is spliced from 3 exons. Gene Ontology annotation, molecular function: phosphatidylinositol bisphosphate binding. The coding region runs from base 137 to 1069 and encodes 310 amino acids. The record is from RefSeq and is a predicted model, not a curated record. Gene Ontology annotation, cellular component: membrane. Lineage: Eukaryota; Metazoa; Arthropoda; Insecta; Diptera; Muscidae.